AUGCCAGUUUGUAGUCAACAGGAGCACACACCACCCGAUUCCUGGAGAUCGCGAGGGAAGAGCCACGGUGCACUAGUGGCUGCAGGCAUCGCGAAGAAGCAGGUGGAGCGAGCAGCUGAAUGUGUAAAAAAGUACACUGUCAGCCCUAAGCAAGACGUGGUACGCAUCGUCUUCAGCGAUUACGGCAGAGGUCACAACUCAGCCAAUGCCAGGAAAGUGCAAGAAGUUUACAAGUUCUGCGACGCUGAUGGACAGCCUGCGGCUUACACCAGGACGUGCCGGAAGGAUACAGCACUGGCCCGGUGCAAGGCUAUCGCUUUGCUGUCCUAUGUGAAGGCGCAGCAUGCCGCGGUGUUGCAAUGGUUGAGCAAAGGUCCAUGCCAUCACGCUGUGUUCGUGCGCAUCACGGACGACACAAAUGUGUUUGUUUCCCCACAGGCUGGACCUGACAGGAACACGGACGCAUUGGUGCAGAAACUUUUGGAGCAGGAUGAGCAAGAUGAGUUUCAGGAUGGCAGUGGCAAUGAAAAAGGCAUCGGCAAGAGCACAAAGGGUAGGUCAGGACGGCGAAAAGUGAUGCCGUUGCUGGGGGUGCUACAGUGGGCCACGUUACGGCGCGGUGGUACGGGUGUGCAAGAGGUUGCAGCCGGAGAGCUGUCGACCGUGCAGCUGCAUGCGAAUACGGCGACGCUGCUUCACAGAACGAACAAGUGGACGUUGGCCGGCUGUGAGAAUGCUUCCGCUUAUCUGGGAGGUCCGGAAGCUGACAAGCUGCUCCACGACAUCCCCAUCCGUGUGGUUGUGUCAUGUGAAUCCUCAGUUGUUGGCAAGGAUGUCUUCGGCACUGAUGCGUUGACUGCCAACGUGUCGCUCGUCGGGAAUUGCAUGAGUUGGCGAGGGUGCCUUCAGGGACUCGUACGCUUUGCGAACGCGACCAAAGGGACGCAGUUCCGGCAACGCCUGGACAAUGUCCUGACAUGCUUGGUACAACAGGCAGAGCGACGAGAGGUGACAGCUUUGCCAACCUCCAUCCAGGAAUGUCGGCGGAGGCAUAGCGUGCUGCUACAGAUGUGCAGCACGGACAUGUGUGAAGAUGAUCGUGAGCUUAUAUUGACCAUGCUCAAUACCAGCUGGCUGGAUACCUUUGAGCCCGGCCAUAGUUUGUUGCACAUUUGCGAGCCCGGUUGUUGUGGGAACGAUGCUGUAUUCCGCUGUCGCUUGCGCAAGGUCUUGGACAUCAUGUUUAGCCAUCUGUUUACGGCGCCCUUGUUGUACCGGUGGAAAAACUUCGAUGGUGCAUGCGAGUAUGUCGCGCGAGGGAUGGUGGUGAAAAAUCUGAUGCGUGCAGUGUGGGCUCUGUGCAAGAACGACAGUGCAGAUUUCCUGGAAGAACUGCAGCAGUCCACGAUGGAUUUGGACAAUCCAGACAACAACCCAUCUGCGUGCCAGCAAGUCAGAGUAGCCAAGGUCUUUCAGCUUUUGUGCGAACCGGAUGCAACCGCGCGUUUUUUGCAAGCUCUUCUGGUGACCCGGCCACUGACUGGAUACAUGAACACAGUCUCCUUUGUCGAAACCGUGCGAUGCCGGUUGCGCAUGAAAGGUCGUGGGAUCUUGAAGGAGAGCAGCAAGUGUCAGGAUGUUGCGCCAAGCGAGCUGAUGUCCAUGAGUCUUCGCAUUUUGUCAGGUGCCGCAGGCUGGACUGUUGUAUCAGAGUACACAACCCUGUUGGAAGCCCCAGCAAGUGACGACAUGUGGUUGUCAGACAUGGGCCUGGAGAAGCAGUCCUGUGUGCAUCUGCUCCUAAUUGGAGCAGCUGACGCUUUCAGGCGUUUGAUCCUUCCAUUCGAAUCUCUGCCGUGGUCACUCUUCAAAGUGUACAAUAUGGACGACGAUGCUGCAAUGACCUCCUUGCAGUCCUUGCGUUUGCAGCAUCGGCAUUGUGAGCUGUGUUAUGACCAGCUCUUUGCAGCAGUUUUCAUUGAUUGGGUUCUCUCGGACAACAUUCCCCUACCAAAGCAGAUGCGCAGACUACAGCACCUGAGGCUUUUGCUUGGUGAUGUUCUCCUACAACUUCCAACAAGCACCGUCGAUGUAGAGAGAUCUCAUGCCAACAUCCAAGUAGAUGCAUCCAAUCACAAAGCAGUGCCAAAAAGGCCUGCAAACAUACAGGCCGACAGUCUCAUCACUCACACCGUGUUGGAGCAUUCGCAGGUCAAGGCUCUGGUGGAGGACGCUUCGUUGGGGCACAUGUUCUCGAAGCAGAGAUUGGGCACUGUUGAGAACCGUGACAUCACCGCACAGAUUGCACAGGAGUGGCAAGACAUGCCUGAGGAUCAGAGGGCGCGCUUUCAAGUGGAAGCAGACAAAAUGCAGCUGGCCAGGGAUGAGCUUGCGCAGACUGCACUGGCAGGCUCAGCGGCGGAAGAGUUUGUAGAUCAAGAUAUGCUCAGCGCGUCACAGGUGAAACGGCUGAACCAAUCUCGAGUGGACAUAAACUUGCAACGGGUCGCUGAGCAUACUGCAUGGAAGCACGGCUUAGGGCUGUCGGACCACAUGGCGGCUCUUCGUCCUGACUUUCUGCCGUCCAUUAGCACCACUGCCGCAUUCCAGCAGCUGAAAGCAGAGUAUGAUUCCAUAUUUAAUUUCGAUGCCUCCAUCGUACCGAAUGAAAAGCAGAUGCCUGCAUUCCGCAGACCUUGCGGUACAUGCCACGGAGGCACGUGCCAGGCUGAUUUGGGUUUUGAGGAGGUCUGCAAGCUGGUGACCAAGUUCCACAGCGAAGUGCUGGCAUGCCGUCUGGGAACCAACCCCUUUCUGGUGUCUUUGGGGGUCUUUGAUGUUACUGGAGAAGUCGACAUAGAUUGGGAGCAAAGCUGGUACAUUGUAGCAACCGUCGCUCUCCGACCACUGUGCCAUACUAUAGUCCAUGUGCAUGAUGACUUCGGUGUGUUGAAGCUCACGCAUCGCGACGGUCAUGUGCACAUGGGAACAAUGCAUCGAGCUUUGCGGACGCUGAUGUCGUCCUUCCUUGCGAAGGAUGGAGCUGCUGAGAACAUGAGUUUGAAGGCAGGCAGCCUAAAGCAUAGACGAGCAGCAUACCAUUCAUAUCAUUAA
Symbiodinium sp. CCMP2592 is the source of this 3114-nucleotide messenger RNA. The record is from the annotation of a GenBank genome assembly. Lineage: Eukaryota; Dinophyceae; Suessiales; Symbiodiniaceae.